Molecule: messenger RNA, 666 nt
Organism: Cercocebus atys (sooty mangabey)
Lineage: Eukaryota; Metazoa; Chordata; Mammalia; Primates; Cercopithecidae
Product: PRAME family member 1-like
Exons: 2
Coding region: 1-666 (221 amino acids)
Cellular component (GO): cytoplasm
Source: RefSeq, a predicted model, not a curated record
AUGAAAGAAGGAAAAGUGCAUCAAACUUGUGCAUGUCACAGUAGAAGCUCUGUCCUCACCAGCUUAGUGAUCACGAAUGAUUCUGUCUCUAAUUCCCUGUCUGUAAAAGGUUGUUUUGAACUCCAGGAAAGGUGCCUCCAGAACCCCUUGGAGAACUUGGAAUUGACUUGUGGCUACCUAUUGGAAGAGGACGUGAAGUGUCUCUCCCAGUACCCAAGCCUCGGUGACCUGAAGCAUCUGAAUCUCAGUUACGUGCCGCUGUUGCGCCUCAGUCUUGAGCCCCUCGGAGCUCUGCUAGAGAAAGUUGCUGCCACUCUCGAGACCCUCAUCUUGGAGGGCUGUCAGAUCCACUACUCCCAACUCAGUGCCAUCCUGCCCGGCCUGAGCCGCUGCUCCCAGCUCACCACCUUCUACUUGGGUCGAAAUUUCAUGUCUGUGGAUGCCCUGAAGGACCUGCUGCGCCACACCAGCGGGCUGAGCAAGUUAAGCCUGGAGACGUAUCCCGCCCCUUGGGAGAGUUUGAAUUCCUUGGUUCGUGUCAGUUGGAAGAUCUUCACCCCACUUUGGGCUGAGCUGAUGCGCACACUGAGGGAAGUCAGGCAGCCCAGGAAGAUCUUCAUUGGUCCCACCCCCUGCCCUUCCUGCGGCUCAUCACCCACCGUCUGA